GAAAACGUAAAAUAAAAGUAUUGUGACAAAAAUGUAAAAUAUAUUGAAGAAAGGUGGAAAUUUUUAUUUCUUUGAAUACAAAAUAUAAGAAGAAAAAAUUGAAAAUGGCGAGGAAAGUGCCUGAGACCAUUCGGAUUACGUCAUGGGUCGAUCCACCGUAUUCAAAUUUUGAAGUUUAUAGUAAUGGAUCAUUUCGUGGCGAAGGUUACGCUUUUACAAUUUUAGAAAUGUUAACGUCAAAAUUGAAUUUUAAUUUUACAUUUGUUAUGCCAAAAGAACAAAUUCUCGGAAAUCAAGAAUCUGGCAUCGUGGGAAUGUUAGCAAGAAAUGAAGUGGACAUGGCAGUUGCAUUUUUGCCGGUAAUGACAAAAGUCAAGGAUUUCAUGAAUUACAGUGUAUCACUGGAUGAAAAUGAAAUGACAUUUUUAUUAAGAAGACCUGCUGAAUCAUCGACAGGAGCAGGAUUGUUUGCUCCUUAUACACCUGACGUUUGGUAUUCAAUUCUGGCAGCCAUUUUCGUUAUUGGACCUACGGCUUGGGUUACCAUUCAGCUAAGAAAUUUGUAUGCAAAAGAUGACGAAAUGUGGAGGUACUCGUUCCCACGUUGCAUGUGGUUCGCCUACGGUUCUCUACUGAAACAAGGAACAACAAAAGCCCCUCAUGGAGAUUGUACAAGACUGGUUUUUGCAUCCUGGUGGAUAUUUGUGACAAUUUUCUCGGCAUUCUACACUGCAAAUCUCACGGCUUUUCUGACUCUAUCGUACUAUACUCUGGGUAUACAUUCACUUGACGAUGUCGCUUAUGGCUACAACUGGUUCGCCAUGAAAGGUCGCACAGUUGAGAGUGCGAUAGAAAACAAUUUUGGCGCGUUCAACAGUUUGAAGAGGGCAGCCGAGUGGAGAUAUGGAGAGUACAGCACUGAGUACGGUCUAUUUGGUAUAGACAUGCUGAAACGUAUUCGAAAGUCAAAAAGGGGAUUCUUGACGGAAAUGCAACUGGCAAAAAUGAUAGUUUACGACGACUAUAAAAACAAAACGAGGAAAGGAAUUGUUGAGGGUAAACGUUGCACGUACAUCGCAGUGCCGAAACCUCUUUACUUCAUCGAAACGGCUUUUGGUUUUCCGAAGAAUUCUUCUAUUUUGGCAAUUAUGAACAAAGAACUUAUACGCAUUGUGGAAAAUGGAUUAGUGAAAUAUUUGAAGAAAGCAGACGUACCGACGGUGAAUUAUUGUCCACCAAAUUUACCGACAAAAGAGAAACGUCUACAGGUCAAUGAUAUUUUACUUUUGUUUAAAGUAAUUGGCUAUGGUUAUUCGGUGGCCAGUGUACUUUUUGUUCUCGAGGGUAUAUUUUACGUUAUUAUGCGAUUCUGCUGCUGCAACAAGGACUCAUGUUGCAUUCCAUUCAAGCAAAAAGUUAAAGUUGACGAAUCAUCAUUGCCAGCUUACAGUCCACCUAAUUCGCCACGUUAUAAAUUCCAUCAAAGUCCACCGCCAUUUUAUCAAGCGGUACAAGAUCAUCGUGACGCGAAAAGAUUUAAUAUUAACGGUCGCGAUUAUUACGUUGUCAAGGAAAGUACCGGAAAUACACGAUUGGUACCGAUUCGUGUGCCCUCCUCUUAUUUGUUCCAUCAGUUUACUGCUUAGAGAGGGAGAGAGAGAGAGAAAGAAAAGUACACUCAAACGCAAGU
Molecule: messenger RNA, 1690 nt
Organism: Leptopilina heterotoma
Lineage: Eukaryota; Metazoa; Arthropoda; Insecta; Hymenoptera; Figitidae
Gene: Ir76b
Product: glutamate receptor U1
Exons: 8
Coding region: 105-1646 (513 amino acids)
Cellular component (GO): membrane
Molecular function (GO): glutamate-gated receptor activity
Source: RefSeq, a predicted model, not a curated record